AUGGCGACCAUCCUCAAGAGAUCGUUCUCUAUGAGCGCCAUUGCUCGCUCGGGACUUGUGAAAACUCCUAUUCAGGUUCACGGAGUCGAGGGAAAGUAUGCUGCUGCUCUCUAUUCAGCUGCUCACAAGAACCAAAAGCUCGAACAAGUAGAUAAGGAUCUUCAUGCCGUUCGUAAUGCUCUUGAGAACCAGAAGUUCAGAGAUUUCGUUCUUGACCCUACUCUUAAAGCUCACAAGAAGAAGGAUGCUAUUCUUGCUGUUGCUCAAAAGCUUGGUCUUGCUAAGGAAUCCACCAACUUCCUCGGCCUUCUUGCUGAGAACGGAAGAUUGAACAAGAUUGAUUCCGUCGUCUCCUCUUUCGAAUCUAUCAUGAGAGCUCACCGCGGAGAACUUUUCGUUCAAGUCACCUCUGCUGAACCUUUGAGCAGAGCCCACGAACAAGCCCUCAAUGAUGCUCUCCAAAAGAUGGCCAGCUCUGGACAGAAAUUGAAUGUUACUUACACUGUUAAGGAAUCCAUUCUCGGUGGUCUCGUUGUCACAAUCGGAGAUAAGUACGUCGACCUUUCUAUCGCUUCUCGCGUGAAGAAGUACAAGGAUGCAUUGAAUGCCGCUAUCUAA
Molecule: messenger RNA, 618 nt
Organism: Auanema sp. JU1783
Lineage: Eukaryota; Metazoa; Nematoda; Chromadorea; Rhabditida; Rhabditidae
Source: the annotation of a GenBank genome assembly